Pseudozyma flocculosa PF-1 is the source of this 411-nucleotide messenger RNA. RefSeq lists its product as uncharacterized. NCBI's taxonomy places the organism in Eukaryota, Fungi, Basidiomycota, Ustilaginomycetes, Ustilaginales, Ustilaginaceae. Gene Ontology annotation, biological process: mitochondrial electron transport, ubiquinol to cytochrome c. Bases 1 to 411 code for a protein of 136 amino acids. The transcript has 6 exons. The record is from RefSeq and is a predicted model, not a curated record.
AUGGUUUCCACGACUUUCGCCACCGCCUCCAGCAGCGACGAGUCGCUCUUCAGCACCGUCUCGAGCUUCGUCUCGUCGUUCAUCCCCACCGUCCACGCCGAGGAGGAGGAGUCCUCUGACGACAAGGAGGAGUCUGAGGACAAGGAGGAGUCCGAGGAGGGCGGCGACGACGCAGAGGAGGAGGAGGACGAGGAGGACGAGGACGAGCCCGAAGACAUCCUCCCCGCCAUCCUCGAGGACUGCGAGAACUCGAAGGCCUGCGCGGCAGUCAAGCACCACUUUGAGGAGUGCUCGAAGCGAGUGAACGAGGGCAAGGGCUACGAGGGCGAGAACUGCAUCGAGGAGUUCUUCCACUUCUCGCACUGCGCCCAAGAUUGCGCUGCGCCCAAGCUCUUUGCCAAGCUCGUCUAA